Asparagus officinalis (garden asparagus) is the source of this 1492-nucleotide messenger RNA. RefSeq lists its product as uncharacterized. Gene Ontology annotation, biological process: membrane organization; endoplasmic reticulum tubular network organization. The coding region runs from base 162 to 1229 and encodes 355 amino acids. The record is from RefSeq and is a predicted model, not a curated record. The transcript has 9 exons. NCBI's taxonomy places the organism in Eukaryota, Viridiplantae, Streptophyta, Magnoliopsida, Asparagales, Asparagaceae. Gene Ontology annotation, cellular component: membrane; endoplasmic reticulum.
CCAACUCGACAGUAACUAAAUGCGCGGUCACCGUCAUCUGCUCCAGCGAGAGCACGCCAAUCGAAGCUGAUACAUUUCUUCGAUUCGCAUCAAAAAAAUCUCUGUCCCGGUCUCCUCCAAAACCCUAGAGAGAUAAACUAGAGUGGGAAAAAGCAAUCUCAAUGCGCGAAGAAGGCGGUGCGGCGUCGUACGACUACGACGGCGAUCCUCGAUGGUCGGAUUACUGGUCCAACGUCCUCAUCCCCCCUAACACGGCGUCAAGAUCCGAAGUCGUUGAGCACUUCAAGCGCAAAUUCUACCGGAGAUUCAUCGAAAAAUCAGCCAGUUUAGUUACACAACUCCCACACCAUGUUGAUACAAUGUAUGUUUCCCCUUCCAUACAGGAUCCUGAUCUGGAGGUUGAGGCUAUGACUUUAACCAGUUCAUCUCAACCAGACAGAGGAUCAGGAAGAUCUACAUCAACUCCGGGAACACGAAACGCAAGAACUCGUACAACAGCGUCUACACCUGGAACAACUGCGUCACUGAGGAGUAACUCCAAUUCUUUCUUUUUGGAUAAGAAGACCAUACACUUCUCUGUCAAUGCUUGGGUUUUAGUUGUGGCAGUGAUUGGUGUUCUUCCUCUUGCGUCAAGGACUCUCUCAAACAAGGCUUGUCGACUGUCCUUACUUGGCACGGCAUUAUCCUCAUUAUAUUCUUUGUAUAUUCUGUAUGGGAAACCCAGGGCGUGGAAUCUGCUUUCAGUCCAAGCAUGGUUUCAGUCUAUAAUUGCAACAAAGGAUUUCAUUCGCUUCGUCUACUGCCUUACGUUUGUUUCUUCACAGAUACACUUUAAAUUUGUUUUGAUACCUGUGCUUUGCUGGUCACUUGAACAUGUUGCCAAAUUCUUAAGGUUCAAUUUCAACCAGUCAUUGUUCUACAGGAACUACCUGGAAAAUCCCUGUGUGUGGGUCGAAGCAAACACUACUACACUUAGCAUUCUGAGUUCAAACGCAGAAAUUGCACUUGGUUUCCUUCUGCUAUUGUCACUGUUCUCGUGGCAGCGCAACAUCUUACAAAUAUUUAUGUACUGGCAGCUGCUGAAGCUCAUGUAUCAUGCUCCUGCAACUGCCGGAUAUCAUAAAAGCACAUGGGCCAAAAUCAACCGGGUUAUCUCUCCCUACAUCCGCCGCCAUGCGCAUUUCUUUAUCUCUCCCCUCUCAACAGUCCAGAGAUGGUGGUUCAGGUAGAAGAAAAGACCCAUGUACUAAACCAACACCAAACCAAAAGUUCCAACUUUUUUGUCAUCUCAGUAGAAUAUCCUUAUUACCACUAAACAAUUAAAAAGCAACCAUUUUGUAAUAUACACUCACUUUCCAUGUGGUUCUCCACUUAAAAUGCAAAAGCUGGCUCAUUCGCCUUUUUUGCUUUACAAAGACCCAGCAUUAGUUUGUUUAUAAUGGAAUCAUGCCAACCAUCAACGCUUCCCCCUCUCCUCUUAACACUCUAAUGG